This is a messenger RNA of Trypanosoma brucei brucei TREU927, 516 nucleotides long. RefSeq lists its product as hypothetical. The record is from RefSeq and is a predicted model, not a curated record. The transcript has a single exon. The coding region runs from base 1 to 516 and encodes 171 amino acids. Lineage: Eukaryota; Euglenozoa; Kinetoplastea; Trypanosomatida; Trypanosomatidae.
AUGUGGUUCCAAACCAAGCCUGUGUCUUACCAUUCUCUCGAUCACGCCCCCGUACGCUGUUCGCUUCGACGCACCGCCCGGGAUGGGGAACCGAACGCCCGGAGCUCCUUUUUUGUGCGAAAGGUCAAUGCUUUAAGGCUUCCGCAUCACCGCACCGCGGUCCGCAGGGGCAAGCCAGCCCCUCCCUCGCCGAUAUUUACGAAACCGCUGAUUUCAUACAAAAGCACCAACACAAGCGAUCGACGACCCGGGGAAGUUCCGACAACGGCGUUACGCCAUCACCGUCGCGCCGUCGAAGCGCGCCGUCGGCGGCACCACAGGAAGAAACCGCCACCGAGGGGUUCGUUUCAGUCGAGCGACGGUGAUGGCAUAACACCGUUGUCGGAUAUUUCUUCCCCAAAGCCAUUCAAAGGCAUGUGGCACAGAGGCCCAAAACCAAAACAUUUCCCCCCUACAAACACAACAUAUUGGCAUUUAAAAAAUUCCCCAGACCUCCCCGCGCAUGUGGAUUCGUAG